AAACGCGGUUUGGUGAAGAAAUGUCGUCACGGCUGCAUUCGAGCUUUUCACCCUGUUUAAAGAUGCACUCAACACCAAAGAACCAAAGACAUGUUUGCCAGUGGAAAACAAGAAACAGUUGAUUUGCGAGGAGAGCGAUCAUGUGUUUAUUUUUUAAGAUCGGAAUAAAACUGAACCUCAAAAUUGCAAUAAAUCAUCAAGGUUGACACAACAGCCUCUUAAACAUCUACAAACUCUCAAGUGUUCAAAAAGGGCUUAAAUUAUUGAAUAUAAUUUAAAAAGGUCUCUUCAGUAUAACAAAUAAAUAAAAUAAUGUUAAGUACAAUUAAAGUCAAAGUCUUCUUGCACUGCACAUGCUGGUUUCGGCCUCAUCUCACAUAUAACACACUUAUAAUAAUGCACACACAUUGGGUAAAACACACAAGAUACAGUACCUUCAAUGCCCUGAAGAUGGCGAUAUCACUUCUUCUGUUGCAGAAAUAAACUGCUGCAGAAAGUUAAGUGUCAUGCGAAAUGUGACCAGCUAUUGCUUUAAUCUUCAGGAAAUGUAUUGGAGUAAAGAGAACAGAUACUUAUUCAAAAAUGUCGUCAACUUAAGAGUACAAGUUGUGAAUAUUCCUGAUACUCAGAAACUACAAAGCAGCCAAGAAUAUAGUUGAGUAUCGUCACUGAUUACAUUUGCUCAAAUACUUUACACAGCUGUUUGUUUCUAAGAUAUAUCGACCCAUUUCCUUUGUGUCUUUUUGCUUUCUCUGAUCCAGGAUUAGUGCUUGUCAUUUCUCAAGUCAAUGAUGAGUCAAGAACAAAGCUACAAGGAAGUAGAUAUUACGAAAGAAGACUAACUAGUAAAACAAGUGUUCGUGAACUUGCUGAUAAUCUGUCCUCAUUACAGAACUGCACAGAUCAUAAUCAUAAUUUCAAGAGUCUCAGGACUGAAACAUCUGCAAUUCUAGUUUGGAGAGCCUCUAGAAAGCUGCUAAAGAACAUCAACGCCGUUUUUUUUUUUUUUAAAACAUAUCGCCUUUAAUAAUAAAUCAUAACUAAUGUGUGUUAUGAAAGUAUUUGCAUUUUGGUGCAUUCAUGAAAUCUGUGCAUAUUUUGGCUUUAAAUCCGGGACAAUUGCUGGAGCCAUCCAGGUCUCUUGAACAAUUUCCAACAGUGAUGUUGGUCUGCCAACUUUUCCCACUUUUCCAGUGAAUGAUUUUUAGUGAAGAGGAAAUGUCCCUAAAGCCAAUGGCAGUGUCACAUGCCGAUAAGCCCUUAAAAAGCCCAGAAAGCCUUGCAGUGCAGGACGACCACCUCUCCAGUUUGAAGGCUUUGACUGAGAAGCUGAAGCUCGAGACCGGAAAGCCGUCUUCCCUGGACUGGAGAGCUCAGCUGGAGGAGAUGCUCGCCCAGAGCCACAGAGUCUCGGAGACACCGGGUGACACGGACAAACACAAAACAUCAGGUCCUCUUCAGCGGGCCAAGCCGUCACUGGAAGCUGGUGUGAUCCAUAAAGGGAGGCAACCAUCAGGGAACAGACUGGGAUUUGGAAGUAUAGACCAAGCAUUGGAGUGGCUCAAGAAAGAUCUGGCAGAGAUGCGUUUACAGGACCAGCAGCUCGCACGUCAGCUAAUGCACCUGCGCACUGAGAUUAACAACCAGAGAAUCGUGCAGACGUGUUGCCAACAUCGCAAGAUGCUGAACGAUGCCACGUUUGAGCUGGAGGAGCGAGACGAUAUGUCCGAUUUAUGUGACGCUCCCAUGUCUCCUGGAUUAGGCCUGUCCUCGACACUCAAGGUUAUCGGGGUCACCAAGAUGAACAUCAACUCUCGGCGGUUCUCCCUGUGCUAACACCAGGGCACAGGGGACUGUCUUUUUAUCUUAAAGGGGUCAUGACAUGGAAUUGAGGUUCACUUAUAUAACUAAAUUUUUAUGGCACAAAAACGUAUGUGGAAAAAUGACCUUUAAGGCUACUUUAAGGCUUUUCAGUAAAUAUUAUGAUUGGCUAACAUCACUGCAUAGUAAACAGUAUGAACGCCCACUCGCUAUUGCACAUGAGUAAGUGUUUUGGAAACAUUAUCCAUAUAAAACCGUCAUUUACAGACAAAGCAUUAUUAAAUCAUUUCCUUACGGUUUGUGACGCAUCCAAUACAGUUGGAUAGUACAGCUUCAUCUUUUAACAAACGUUUCUUUGCAAACUCCAUUACACUGUGCCUUGUAUACAAAACAAUCUGCAGUCAGAUGCUCAGAACAAACAUAUAAUCAGGGCUUGACAUUCACUUUUUCACUCACCAGCCACUGUGGCUUGUGGUUUUGCAGUUACUAGCCACUCAGCAUUUUCACUGAUAGAUAUAGAUAUUUUUAAUAUUAUCUCGUAUAUUAGGCUGCUGUCACUUUAAGAACUGACGCACAAAUCCAUUAUACUGUUACACAUUAGUUUUCUUUCUCAACUGUUUACGUUCACAUCUCAUCAACUCGCUGUCGGAGAGAAAGAGACGCUGGUAUUGCGUAUCAAUUCUGCUGAAAAUGAGUAUCGGAAGCAUUUCAGAUAUUUCAGUAUCGGUAUGUAUCUAAAAAUCUAUAUUUUGACAACACUACAUUGCCCUAUUUUAUUU
This is a messenger RNA of Pimephales promelas (fathead minnow), 2600 nucleotides long. The record is from RefSeq and is a predicted model, not a curated record. Lineage: Eukaryota; Metazoa; Chordata; Actinopteri; Cypriniformes; Leuciscidae.